Messenger RNA from Orycteropus afer afer, 960 nucleotides. NCBI's taxonomy places the organism in Eukaryota, Metazoa, Chordata, Mammalia, Tubulidentata, Orycteropodidae. The record is from RefSeq and is a predicted model, not a curated record.
AUGAGUGCUUUCUGCUCGGAACCGGCAGCACGGCUCUGCCUGGCUGUCACUGCAGUGCUAGGCGGAGCGGUUUUCUACAAACUGAGGAACAGCCCGGGGCAGGUGGGGACCCGUGCCAUCUGCCUGGUGGGCCUCUGGGGAGGCAUCGGGUUGCUCAGCUCGUCCCUCUGCUGGGGCCUGGCUCUCUUCUGCCUGUCCUGUCUCCUCACCUACGUGUACUUAUCUGGCCGAGAGCUGUUACCUGUGGGUGAGAAGGCUGUACUGAUCACAGGCCUGUGGGCUGUGAUCAACAAUGCUGGGGUCCUUGGCUUCCCGGUUGAUGGGGAGCUCAUUCCCAUGACCGAAUACAGACAGUGCAUGGCCGUGAACUUCUUUGGACCUGUGGAGAUCACGAAGACAUUUCUGCCUCUUCUUCGGAAAUCCAAGGGGAGGCUGGUGAACAUCAGCAGCAUGGGAGCAGGGGUCCCGAUGGAAAAAUUUGCAGCUUACAACUCAUCCAAGGCAGCUCUGACCAUGUUCUCGGCAGUUAUGAGACAAGAACUUUCCAAAUGGGGAGUCAAAGUCAUUGUCAUCCAACCUGGACCCUUCAAAACAAAUAUUGUAGGCACACAGGAGAUGUGGGAAAAGCAGGAGAAGAACCUUCUGGCUGCCCUAGACCCUGACGUUCUGGAGGACUACGGCCAGGAGUACAUUCUUGUCCAGGGGAAAUAUCUGCGCUUCUCGAAAGACACUUGGAGCAUGGAUUACACCCCAGUGUUCCGGGAUGUCCUGCAUGCAGUCUCUUCCAAGAGGCCCUUUGCUCUGUACACGCCAGGAAAAAUAUCUUACCUGUGGCUUUGCUUUGCCUCUUUCUUCCCUGCUGAGGUGUUUGAUUAUCUUAACAAGAAAGUACAUGGCUCUCCAGACUUGCCCAGAGCUGUAAGCAUGACUGCCUGCAAGGAUAAGGUUAACUUCAGUUGA